CCCCGCCCGCUCCGCGGACUGGGCCUCACGGCGCACCGUAGCUCACCCUUCCUUGACGUAGGUGGCGCAGCGGCUGCGGCCCCUGCCCAGCCCCUACGCGAUGGCGGCGCAGAAAAUUAACGAGGCGCUGGAGCACAUCGCUAAGGCUGAUAAAUACUUGAAAACUGGAUUCUUAAAGUGGAAACCAGACUAUGAUAGUGCAGCUACUGAAUAUGGGAAGGCAGCUGUUGCUUUUAAAAAUGCCAAGCAGUAUGACCAGGCAAAAGAAGCCUGUUUGAGAGAAGCUGAAGCACAUGAAAAUAAUAAAGCUCUCUUCCAUGCAGCCAAAGCUUAUGAACAAGCUGGCAUGAUGUUAAAGGAGAUGCAAAAACUUCCUGAAGCAGUUCAGCUGAUUGAGAAAGCCAGUAUGAUGUACCUGGAGAAUGGAACUCCUGACACAGCAGCCAUUGCGCUGGAACGGGGUGGAAAGCUGGUAGAAAAUGUGAACCCAGAAAAGGCUGUACAGCUCUAUCAACAUGCAGCAUCAGUUUUUGAAAAUGAAGAACGUUUACGGCAGGCUGUAGAAUUAUUAGGAAAGGCCUCAAGAGUCUUAGUUAGAGGACGCAGAUUAGAUGAAGCUGCAUUGUCACUUCAGAAGGAAAAAAGUAUUUAUAAAGAGAUUGAAAAUUAUCCAACAUGUUACAAGAAAACUAUUGCUCAAGUUUUAGUUCAUCUUCACAGAAAUGACUUCGUUGCUGCUGAAAGAUGUGUCAGAGAAAGCUAUAGCAUACCAGGAUUCAAUGGAAGUGAAGACUGCGCAGCACUAGAACAACUUCUAGAAGGAUAUGACCAGCAAGACCAGGAUCAAGUUACUGAUGUCUGUAAUUCACCACUCUUCAAGUACAUGGACAAUGAUUAUGCCAAGCUUGGCCUGACUUUGACAGUCCCAGGAGGGGGAACAAAGAAGAAAUCCCCAAAUGCUCCACAGGACAAAGGAAAAGGAACACCCACAGUUGGCGCUCAUGCUGAUGAAGAUGAUGAUGAAUAUUCUGGUGGAUUGUGCUAGUUGCAAAUAUGUUUAUUCCUGUAUAUCCAACUUGCUAUUUGUGGAUGUUGAACAUAUCAAAAGGUACCAGAAUUACAGUGCUUCAUUGCAAUCAUGAUAUUGGAAUGCUAAUAAUGAUGACAAUAGCUUUCAGGUACUGUGACAAGCAUGAUUGUACCUACCAUCCUUGGAAAAUUUCUGGAUUCCAUUCCUUGCAGAGUAAAAGCUUCCUUAGGGUUCUGCCUUCUGUUGAUUGAAAAAAUUGAAUAAUAUGUUCUUCUUAAAGGCCGUGGCUUAAAAAAACUUAACCCCGUUUGGAGAAAAGCACUGUAACAAUCAGAAUUUCAAAUUAAGGAUUCAUAAAGUAAAAAUGAACAAUAAACUUCUUUAGGUUCAUUUAGUCUAGUCAUUCUUUCUUCCCACUGAAUACUGUUUAAAAGACCAUUAAUUUUGGUGUAAUUUUAGCACAUAAAGUAUCUUUUUAAAAGACUCUAAUUCUGUGCCAGAUAAGAUUGUGAUACAGGGUAAAGUCUUGGGAGUGAGAGGGGCAUGAUUCUGUUUGUUUAUUUGUGCACCAAACGGGGGUUAUAUUUUUUUAAGUCUUAUUUUUAUUAAUAUUAUUCACAGUGUAUAAAUGGGUCUGGAAAAUAGGAAGUCACUCAGCAGUAAGACAUCGUUGAAGAUCCUUUAAGAUAGCCCCGUUAUUUGAUACCUGUGCUUCUUUGAAUGAAAGAUACCAUCUUUGUUAUGUAUGUGUGUUCAGUUUGUAAGAUUGUUUGUAAUGUACAUCUUGGGAAGGAGUAAGGACACAGCAAUUAAUUUCAUAUGAGUAACGUCUCCCAAAAAAGCAUGAUAUAAUCAAAAAAGAAACUGAAAGUAGCAGAGGGUAUGUGCUGAAUAUAAAACCUUUACAUAAAAAUCUUAGCAAAAAUCUGGGUAAAGCGUUUUAUUUUUGAAAAUAAAUAUUUUUAAAAUGGUGUUUUCAGCUUUUGUGUUUUCCUCUGAAUUUGAAUACGUUUCCUUUAAUGUUCAUUUAAGCCAAGGCAUAAAGCAGCCAGUAGGUGGAUGGUGUUGAAUUUUAUAUCACUGGUGAAAUUCUCAUUAGUAAUUCAGCAGUUUGUGAAGAAUAUAAAGGUAGCUUACAAAUACGAUGCAUAUGCUUUGGGCCCAAAACAGCUAUGUUCUCUACUUUGAUUCCUAAAUAUUCUCAAGCCCUAUGCAUGGUUUUUGCAAUGCCUUUAUCCAUAUGACCGUUUUGAGCCCGCAGAAGUAGUUUAUACUACAGAAGAACACAAGAUCUGUUAUAAGCAGAGGUCACUGAGAAUCCACCUGGAAUUCAUAUGCAUUGGAAGCUGGCACAAUUCAGGAUAGCCAAAAUGAAAAUAUGCUAAGUGAGAUGAUGUUGCUCUUCUGUUAUGCAUAUGUUCAUAGACCCUUUUAAGAGGACUUCAAAGAUCCUCUGAUUUGCUGUUUGAAAAGUAUGAAUUCAAAUUUUGGAGGAAUUAGCCUCAAUAAAUUGAACUUUAUUUUCCAUAUGUUCAUGGAAAUACACCAUACUCUAAAUGGUGAGUGCUUUUAGAACUUUAUUGAUAUCCCCAGUACCUUUUAUAUUUUGAACUUUGACUAGACUGGGAGUGUGAGGCAAUCUGACAGAUGCAUAAUCUGGAAUAUUUGAAAGAGGGGAAACGUGACCUACAUGAGUGAAGGCAACUAAGGGCUUGUGUGCUUCUGGUGAAAAGUCCUGCAGAUUUUAUUACAAUUGCACAGGGGACAAAACACAUGUAAAGAUACAAGCCUAUCCGUUCAUUUUUUAAACAAACUCUUCUUAUAGCAUCUGUUUUAGGUUGUCCAAAAUGAAGUUAGACACUAAAACCUAGAUUUUUUUAAAGGUUUACAGUGAGGCUUAUUCCUAGACAACUCUCUAUAUUGAUAGAGGAUUUCCAGUUAACAUCUGUUUACCAGUUCUGGAAAGUAGGAACAAAAAAAUCUUUGUACUAAACAUACAAAUCUUCCAUUAGAAUGAAAGAUAAUAUUCAUCAAAGAGAUUAAAACUUUAAUAUUUGAUUGCAGUGUUGCUCUAAAGAAUGAAAUCUGGAGAUGUGGGUAUUGUUGAAAACUAGAUAAAGUCUAUUUUAUAUAACUUAUUCUUUCCUGUUUAGUUAAUGGAAGUGUAAUAUGACUUAUUGCCUCUACUAAAUGUUUAACUAUAAACAAAGCUUUCUGCAUAUUACAUGUUGCUGUAUGUUUCUACUUUCUAAAGCAGUUUGCACACUUCUUGUAAUUUAUCAUUGAAAUGAUGAUGAUUUAAAGUGAAAUGUGUUUUGCAGCAAGAAAUUUCUUCUCCAAAAUUAUGCCAACUCUAAAAAAGGAAAAGAGAGUUUGCAUAAAAACUCUGAAACAUGAUUAUGAAGUUUAUUGUACAUGAAGUCAAAGAUUUAUAAAUUUUACCUUCUGUUUACUAUGACUGAAUUGGUACGUGUUCAUGUAGUAUGAAACUUGUGCUUUAUCUGUACCUUUUCCAAAUCUGUGCAGUAUAAUAGCAUAUGAAAUGUGUUUGUAAUGGCUUUAUAGAUUCCUCCUCUUUGAGAAAAGGUCUGUUUCACCAACAUAAAAAUAAAACCUGAAAUUAUAAACCUGA
Alligator sinensis (Chinese alligator) is the source of this 3662-nucleotide messenger RNA. RefSeq names its product NSF attachment protein gamma (gene NAPG). Gene Ontology annotation, molecular function: soluble NSF attachment protein activity; syntaxin binding. Gene Ontology annotation, cellular component: SNARE complex; vacuolar membrane. NCBI's taxonomy places the organism in Eukaryota, Metazoa, Chordata, Crocodylia, Alligatoridae. The coding region runs from base 101 to 1045 and encodes 314 amino acids. The record is from RefSeq and is a predicted model, not a curated record. The transcript is spliced from 12 exons. Gene Ontology annotation, biological process: intracellular protein transport.